AUGGGCCCCUUCAUGUCCUUCCUCACUCUGGAGGAUCUUCUGACGUUUGGAUCUGCAGAGGUUCUCCAGGUGUUCACAGUGAACCCUCUGAACAUGGUCUUCUUCAACCACUCUACUUUUCCUCUGAACCUCACCAACUACUACACUGAGCUCGUUUAUCUACAGGAAAGCAACUUCAACCCCUUACUACUUCCUCUGGCGUGUCGGUGUGUCGCUCCUGGUCCAGCAUUCAGCCAGCUGACAUCAGCAGAAAGUAUGACAGUUCUGUUAAACCUGAACUCAGUCUGCACAGACCUGGACCCACAGAUUUCUGCAGCUUUGGCAGGUAACCUUGGUGACAACAUCGAUGCCACGGCCAUUUCUGCCCUCGGCAACGAAAGCACCGGAAUUUCCAUCGGUCAGAUCAAGAAGAUAAAUCCUCAGGACCUACUUUCUGCCCUCAGCACUCUCAGCAGUGUGAUGGGCUGGACGGACGGUCAGGCCAAGAGCAUCAUCCAGACUCUGAUGUCUUCGGGGUUGAUGAAGAUCAACAGCAUGUCGUCGUUGUUCAUGCUGGGCUCUCUCGUUGUGGGUAUACCCGUGAAAACGUUCACCAGCAUCAGCGGCUCCCAGCUGCUCACUGCAUCCAAAAAUCCUUCAUUUCUGCAACACAUGAUGUCCGCUUCCCAGAUCGUCCAGUACACUUUUGUUACUCAGAUCAUAUCAGUGAGCACCAACAGUGAGAUGAUCAUACAGAAUAUUCCAGAUGAAAUGGCCACCGAGAUCCCUCGAGCUCAGCUGCUGGGCCUCUCAAAUACCGGCAGCGUUAUCAGCAGACUCAACAAGAAGAAAUGGAAACAGCAGCAGGUGGAGUUGUUCUUUGAGGUAAUAGCUGUGGAAUCUGCAACCGCAACGCUGGGAAGUCCAAACAAUUUGUCGUCCUCUGUGCUACAAGGGUUCACGUGCACCAGUGUGAGGAGUGUUAAAACGGUGCAGAUCAAGAAGCUGGUCAAAGCCUGUCGGAGGAGACGGCAGAACAAGGUCACGCUGGUGGAGACUCAGCUCACCUGCAUGUACAACCACAUUAAAGGAGACUCAGAUGCCACCAGCUUCCACCUCUAUCCUCCUGAUGUGCUGCUGUACUAUGAUUACUCCCUGGUGCCACAGGCCGACUGCAGGUCCUAUUUUGAACAGCUGGCAGACGCAGACUUCACCGUCUUCUCCUCCGACCUCAGCUACAAACGGACCGCUCUGUUUGUUAAUGCGAGGAGCUGCCUGGGUAUAACAACCACGAGUCUGACGGAGGAUAAUAUAUCGGUGAUGGGAAACAUGUGCUGCGAUCUGGACGGUUCCUACAUCGAGAACUCUGACCCGUCCAUCUUGGAAAAACUCAAGAACUGUCCGGACCUCACCAAGGCGCAGGCGGCUGCUGUUGAAGCCUUACUGGAGAGCGGGAGAACACGAUAUGGAGCUCCAUCAACGUGGAAUAAAGAGACUCUGAAGGACCUCGAGAUGUUACCGCUGUAUUUGCCUUCAACUUUCUACGAUAACUUUAAUAAAAGAACAAAGCGAAGGUUCUUGCGGUACUUCCUGAGAAUUCUUAGGAGAAACAGAGUGAGCAGACAGAAGAAGAGGCGUCUGAAGAGAGCAAUAAGAAGUUCCAUUAGAAAUAAGUCGAAGCGAUCUAUCGUAACUGAGUGCACCGUAGGACAGAUCACCCAGGUGACCAUCAGCGAUGAGGCGUUUCCCUUCGACUAUGACGACACAGCUCAGUUCAACUGCUGCCUCAGCGCCUCCAUCGUUCAAGACAACUUGGAAGCCAUCACUGAGAAGGUGGACGAUGAGGAAUACCUCCGGAUUGUUCUCAGCAAGUUGCGAGAGGCUUACUCUGCCAUCUCCACUAUCCCAGAAGACCAGGUUCAGCUCCUAGGUCCAGCGUCCCGCGUGGCCACAAUGGACGACAUCAACAUAUGGAGUAUCACUCAGAUCGACACUCUAUCCGCUUUGAUGGACUCGUCGAACGGGGAGUGGAACUCGAGCCUGACUAAGGCCGUCAUCUCUAAGUAUCUGAGUAACGAAGGGAACAGUCUGGGCAGUUCUGAGCUCAACACCAUCGGAGGAGCCAACCUGUGCGUCCUGGACGUCGACGUUCUGAAGAACAUUUCCUCACAAAGCCUCAAAGAGGCCGACGCCCUGACGGUGUCCACCUGCACCACGGAGAAAAAGAAAGCACUGUUCACCAUCGCCAGAGAAGCGUUUGCCACAAACACCCGCUCAGCUGUCGCUGUUGCCACCUACCAGCUCACACAACCUUUCCUCGCGGGCGCAGAUUUAGCCUAUGUCAAAGGUUUGACGACCUCGGGCAUCAACAUGGACCUGGCUACCUUCACCAGUCUGGAUGAGAACGUUAUACUGAAUCUGAGUGUUAAUGAGGUUGGAGGUCUGCUUGGCACCAAUUUGCCAGAUUUAAAGUCCUAUGAAAACCAAAUGGUGGUCCAGAACUGGGUCAGCAGGCAGUUCCAGUCAGACCUUAACACGCUGGGAGUGGGGCUUGUUGGAGGCAGGGCUGGUUCUACAACCAUCCCCAACUCUAUGACCACCACCGGCUCUCCAACCACCCCCAACUCUAUGACCACCACCGGCUCUCUAACCACUCCCAACUCUAUGACCACCACUGGAUCUCCAACCACCCCCAACUCUAUGACCACCACCGGCUCUCCAACCACCCCCAACUCUAUGACCACCACUGGCACCGGCUCUCCAACCACUCCCAACACUAUGACCACCACCGGCUCUCCAACCACCCCCAACCCUUUGACCACCACCAGCUCUCCUACCACCAGCGCCUCAUCAACAAACACAAACACCACAGGCUAA
This is a messenger RNA of Cottoperca gobio, 2856 nucleotides long. Its product is annotated as mesothelin-like protein. Lineage: Eukaryota; Metazoa; Chordata; Actinopteri; Perciformes; Bovichtidae. The transcript is spliced from 20 exons. Gene Ontology annotation, biological process: cell-matrix adhesion. Gene Ontology annotation, cellular component: cell surface. The record is from RefSeq and is a predicted model, not a curated record. Bases 1 to 2856 code for a protein of 951 amino acids.